AUGUCGCUGCCCAACGAACAGUCAAACUUGCCGCACAAUCCAACAACCAGCCAACCAGCAUCAGCAUCUGCAUCUGCAUCAGCAUUCGCCGACACACAGACACCAGCCACAGCAACAGCAACAGGAUCCACAACACCAUCCACACCAACACCAUCCACAAGACCCACACAACAACAACAAUCAAAUGAGCUGAAACACCGCCUGACGCCACUGAAUGUGCGUCGUUUAUCGGGCUACGUUAAUCCGCAAGCGAUCAGCGAUAAUGCUGGCGAUGAUCCCCCGCCCACCACCAUUAACAUUGGCCUCUUCAACAACAACAACAACAACAAUAAUACAAAUAAUAAUUAUUAUAAUAACAACAACAACAACAACACAGCAUCAACAACGCCACCAUCCGCAUAUGCCACACCACCAAUAUACCAACAACAGUUGUCCACACUGACAGCAACAACACCGCUAGAUGUGGCACCGGAUGAUAAAUACAGAUUGUUUACCAUUUUCAAUGGAAACGAUCCCGACAAUGAGAAAUUGUCGGGCCUGCCACAUUCGACAACCGGUUCACUAAGCUCAAUCAUCACGACGUCCAUAGCCUCCUCCGAACCGGAUCCUGGAGCGGUGAGCGGCGGCGGUGGAGCGGGAGGAGCAGGAGGCGCGGGAGGAGCUGGAGGAGCAGGAGGAGCAGGUGGCGGUGGCGGUGGCGGUGGCAAUGGCGGCAUCGGUUCCGGUGCCCUGGUGGCGGCGGACGCCUCCAGCAUUGCCGGCAUCAAUGGCAGCUCCGAGGAGAAGAUGGCGCUCAAUCGACCCGGCAUCAAGCAGGAGAAGUGGACGACGAUCUUGCUGCAGGUGUCCAUUCCGUUCUUUCUGGCCGGGAUUGGCACCAUCGGAGCUGGCAUUGUCCUGGGACGCGUUGAGAAAUGGUAUGUCUUCAAGAAUGUAAGCGAGCUGUUCAUCCUGGUGCCGGCGCUGUUGGGCCUCAAGGGCAACCUGGACAUGUGCCUGGCAUCGCGGCUCUCCACGCAAGUGAACCUGGGCAACAUGACCAGCAGACAGGGCGUGAUACGGAUGAUAGUGGGGAAUAUAGCACUGGUGCAGGUCCAGGCGACGGUGGCCUCCUUUCUGGUGGCCAUGUUUGCGGUGAGCGUGGGUGCGGCCAUGACCGGCGACUUCUAUUUCGAGAACAUGAUGCUGCUGACUGCCUCGGCCAUGUUCACGGCCACCUCGUCGUGCUUUGUGCUGGACUUCGUUUUGGUCGCGGUUAUCCUGUUCUCGCAGAAGUAUCGCCUCAAUCCGGACAACCUGGCCACGCCAUUGGCCGCCUCCAUUGGUGAUGUGGUGUCCAUCAGUUUGCUCUCCUUUAUCGCCUCGCUGCUGUACGAUCAUAUCAAAACGCACCUGUGGAUCACAUUCAUCGUGGUCACCUGCUACCUGGUGCUGUUGCCCAUGUGGGUGAUGAUCGUGCUGAGGAACGAGUACACGCGACCGGUGCUAAAGAGCGGAUGGGUUCCCGUCCUCUCGGCCCUCUGCAUAAGUGGUCUGGGUGGCCUUGUGUUGGAUGCAGCCGUCGAGGUGUUUAAUGGAUUCGUAGUGUUUCAACCGAUCAUCAAUGGAAUCGGCGGCAAUCUGGUAUCGGUGCAGGCCAGCAAGAUAUCCACAAUGCUGCACCAGAGCUCAAUUAUCGGGAUUAUACCACCGCACACGCAGAUCUUCGAGUGGCCUUGGCGGGCGCUCUUCAAAGGAGUUCCCUAUGCGAAGACAGCGAGGAUACUUAUUGCCAUGUCCAUACCCGGCAAUGUUCUGUUCAUCUUUGCUGCUGACUAUAUAAACUAUAGCACCUCGACGGUCACCUGGGUGUUUGUGCUUUCCUAUCUGACCGCCAGUUUGGUUCAGGUGAUGCUGCUGCUGUAUAUUGCGCACAUCAUUGUGCACGCGAUGUGGAAGUGGAAGAUCGAUCCGGAUAACUCGGCCAUACCCUACCUGACGGCCUUGGGCGAUCUGCUCGGCAGCAGUCUGCUGGCGGUGGCGUGGCUCUUCACCAUGUCGGUGGGCAUGCAGUACGGAUCCGGAAUGGAGACACUCAACGCACCUAACUAAAGUAGCUAAUGAAAUAGGGAGUACGGAGUAACGUAGAACGAUAAACAAGACAGCCACACACCACACCAUACAAUUU
Drosophila santomea is the source of this 2167-nucleotide messenger RNA. RefSeq names its product solute carrier family 41 member 2. Gene Ontology annotation, biological process: monoatomic cation transport. NCBI's taxonomy places the organism in Eukaryota, Metazoa, Arthropoda, Insecta, Diptera, Drosophilidae. Bases 1 to 2091 code for a protein of 696 amino acids. The record is from RefSeq and is a predicted model, not a curated record. The transcript has 8 exons. Gene Ontology annotation, cellular component: plasma membrane. Gene Ontology annotation, molecular function: monoatomic cation transmembrane transporter activity.